Molecule: messenger RNA, 5137 nt
Organism: Austrofundulus limnaeus
Lineage: Eukaryota; Metazoa; Chordata; Actinopteri; Cyprinodontiformes; Rivulidae
Product: AT-rich interactive domain-containing protein 1B
Biological process (GO): chromatin remodeling; regulation of transcription by RNA polymerase II; positive regulation of DNA-templated transcription
Cellular component (GO): brahma complex; nBAF complex; SWI/SNF complex
Molecular function (GO): nucleosome binding; DNA binding
Source: RefSeq, a predicted model, not a curated record
UUUUUUCUGCGCGCACGGCUGGUCGGGGCUUGCUGUCACUGCGCGCUAAGAUGCUGGAGUGACUAUGGCUGCGCAAGUGGCAUCGGUUCCGACCAGAACUAAUAACAAAAACAAGAAAUUAUCCGGCGGUCUGGGUCCGGAGCUCAAUUCGGGGAAAUCCGAAAGAGGAGGGACCGCGCAGCGGAGUGGACCGAUGCUGGGCGCCGGCGARGGAACUCUGAAUAAUGUAGACCACCUCCGCCGAACCGAGCUCAGCAUGGUCCAUUCAACUUCCACGACUCACAUGGGCUCGGACGGCCACGACAAGGUCGGGAAUAACCUCGCGUCCAAUUCGAACGCCUCGCCGAUGGAGACGGGUCUGCUCGCGAACCACAAGCUGAAGUGCGCGGGCAGCGGAGAGCCCCCCCAGCCUCAGCCGGCGCAGCAGCCUCCGCAGUUCGGCCAGUUUGCGCCACAUCCGCAUCGACAGAUUCAAAGUAACAACAACAGCAACAACGGCCAGCCCCCCCGCGGGGACAGGAGCACGGACCACCAACACCACGGCGGGAAGGAGAACCUGUUGGGGGGGCAGGAGGACGCGCCGGGGAAAGGUGAAGGAGAGCUCACCUGUAAACCCGCGGAGAGGAUGAUGAGCUCCAGGUUUGAGCACUCGAACCUGGRCCCCCCGAACAACUCUGAGUUUAAUAACAACUAUUACCCUCCGAGGCCGUGCUAUGACCAACAUGGCGGGCAGCAGCAGCAAAGCAGUGGGAUGGGGGUYCACAACAACAUGGAGAACUCUCAUGAAGCCGGGUACCACAACAGCCAGUAUGGUCAGUACCCAGCAUACCGUGCGGGCUACAGCAGCGGGACCUACGGGAUGAUGGACCCSUCUGGGUGCAGACAGCCAGGUAACAUGAUGAUGGGCAGCAACUCCUCAGCAGCCCACGGCAAGGCCCCCCUGGGAGCUGCCUCGGGUGGAUUUCAGAGGUACCCGGGUCAAACCCAGCAGCAGCAGCAGCAUCCCUCAGGGGCCACGCCGACCCUCAACCAGCUGCUGACAUCCCCCAGCCCCAUGAUGCGGGGUUACGGAGGGGCCUAUCAAGACUACAGUGGCCCCACGCCUCAACAGCAAGCCGGCAUGGGCCUGGGGAAGGACGUGGGACCCCAAUACGGAGCCACCUCGGCCCACUGGGGAGGGCAGCAGAGGAGCCACCCUCUUUCACUGAACCCGGGGAACGGAGGGCAAGGCCUCAGCAGGGCGCAGGUGUCCUCCAUGGAUUUCAUGGCUAUGAAGCGCUCACAGAUGUACGGCAUGGCCAACAAUCCCUACUCCAACCCUCAACAACCCGGGGUCGGACCUUACCCCUCUAACCAGCCGUAUGCUUCGCCUCCUCCACAUCGAUAUCCAAUGAGCAUGCAGGGGAGGAGCCAAAUCGGCAUGGGAGGGAUGCAGUACCCUCAGCAGCAGGUGGCGCCGUAUGGCCAGCAGCCAAUGGGGAGCUUUAGCCAGCAGCAGCAGCAGCAGCAGGGGGGGCAACAGGGAACCCCUCCGUACUUCAGCUCCCCUCAGCAGACCCCCACAGGCCCAUCACAGAGUUCCUACCUGCAGCCUCGACCACCACCGCAACAGGAGGCCCAGCAGGAAAGCUACAAUAUCAGAGGACCAGCUCCGGGGAAUUCUGGGAAAACCAGUGAGGAUGGUGCACCCCAUGACCGCCCCUCCAGUCUGCCGGAUCUGUCGGGCUCAAUUGAUGACCUCCCCACUGGGACCGAGGCCGGUCUGGGCCCAGCCGCCGGCGCUGCCGGAUCCUCCAACAGCAGCAGCAACAGCAGCAGUAGCCAAGGGGAGCAGGGAGGCACUGGUAACCAGGGACAGUCCCCCUUUUCCCCUCACGCCUCCCCUCACCUCCCCAGCCAGAGGAGCGGGCCCUCUCCCUCCCCUGUGGUCUCCCCAGCGGGCUCCACUCAGUCCCAGCAGUCCCGAUCGGGCUCCGGGCCCAUUUCUCCUGCUAACAGCACRGCACCAGGUUCUACGGCGACCCCGCAGAACUCUGGAAACGGACCCGAUGGAGCCCACCUGCCAAUCACACGUUCACCUAUGGCUCAGGAGAGAGGUUUUGUAUCCGGCAUGCAGAGAAACCAGUCCGGCUCCCAGUUUGCAUCCCCACAGUCCGGACCYCCUAUGUCCCCCCACCCAUCCCCCGGGGGUUCAAUGUAUCCUGGUAUGGGURCAUACUCCCAGAGUGGCCCCGCAGGUCUUUAUGGACCUCAAGGACCCCAAUAUGGACACCAAGGUAACUACCCUCGACCCUCUAACUACAGCGGGGCGGUCAGUACCAGCUACAGCGGCCCCGGCCCCGGCAUGACCAACAGUCUGGGGAUGAACGCCACCAGCCCCAUGCACGGUCAGGGCCCCGGGCAGCCGAUAUCUGGAGGACGCAGCCUUGGCCCAGGCAGCCAAAGUCGCACAUACCCAUCCAUGGGUCCCAGUUCUCCCAGCAUACCACAGUCAGCGGGACCGGGGAUGGGUCCUCCAUCUUUGGGUAACUCGAACCGCAAGGCCCAGGAGGGAGUGGCAGCUGGAUUACCAGGAUCUGCUAACUCAGUCCACAACAGGCAGGGAAYCUACCAAGGCCUCGGCAUCAACCAGGGGAGCACCGUCUCCUACAGUCAGUCAACGAGCAACAACAGUUCAGCCACAGGGAACGGACAAGCUCCGGCCUACAACAUCCCUCCUUCAGGACUCUCAGGAGAUGGCGUAAUGAGCCCGGAUGGAAAACUAAAGUUAGACGUCAAAGACGAUGGCAGCAACAACAACGAGCCACACAAACCAAAGCAGCUUCAGGACAGCUACAUGAACAACAACAGCAGCAGCGUGUCCCAGCCGGCCACUCCGGGCGGCACCCUGCCCAUGCCCUCCCCGCUCUCCCCCAGCCCCGCCAGCCUCUCUUCAUACCACGGCGAUGACAGCGACAGCAUCAGCAGCCCACCUUGGCCUCUCAAGACCCCCUCCAGCCCUAAAGUCAACCCAAACUCCUCCGUCGGCGGCGGCGAGCGAGUCAGCCGGCUGUACGAGCUGGGAGCUGAGCCCGAGAGACGAGCUUGGGUGGAGCGCUACCUGACCUUCAUGGAGGAGCGGGGCACCCCUGUUUCUCAGCUUCCAACCAUGGGCAAGAAACCACUGGACCUGUGGAGGCUCUACAUGGCUGUUCGGGAGAUAGGAGGCCUCGCGAUGGUGAAUAAGAACAAGAAGUGGCGCGAGCUCUCCGGCACCCUGAACGUCGGCACGUCCAGCAGCUCGGCCAGCACGCUGAAGAAGCAGUACAUCCAGUUCCUGUUCGCCUACGAGUGUAAGAUGGAGAGAGGAGAGGAGCCGCCYGCAGACAGCAACAGUGGCAGCAGCGUGACCGAAGUGGACAACAGGAAGCAGGUCAAGAUCCAGCCGCCCUCACCUGGUACGCUUCUCUCUCUUUCUUCAUUCUUCUACAUUUUUUUUUUAUGGCUCGCUCGUCUGUCAGCAACAUGAACAAAUGCUGUUGAUCAAUUCAGACGUCUUACUUGAAAAUGAUUCAUCAUGAUUCAUGAAUUUAAACAAAUUCUCUAUAAUCUGAAACUCCAAACUCCUCAGUGACAUGAAGAAUGAGUCUUAAAGGAGACGUAUCCUGAUUUAAAUCUUUCUAUAUGAAGUGGAACUGCAAUGGUUUCAUCUGAAUUCCUCCUUAUUGUAACUCCACAAGCCCCUCUUUCACCCAUUUUCUGAGCCGCGUCUCAGAUCAACAUAUUUUGAGGCUGUCUCUUUAAAUCCAAAUGAGACGCUUCACACCCCACCCCUGUCUAGCUUCCAGACCAACCUGUUGUAGCUUCAUAGAGGGGUUUACGACUAAAUAGCUGCACAGAAACUUUUUAUUUGCAAAUGAAUUAAAAGAUGUCAACAACAGAAGACUUGUCCAUCCAGCCUUACAUGUUAGAGUCAGAGUUUGACCCAGAGCCUGAGGACAAUGAAGACCACCAAAUAGUAGUUGGUAAGUCCAGACCUUAUUUAGAAGUUCCCUCGCAAAUACUGUGAUGUAAUAGUUGAAUGAACGAGUUGAAAAGUACGACCCAAACAGAACAUAAAGAUAUCUUUGCAGCACUGGGAGAAAAUAAAUUUAACUUUUCUGCACUCCUACAGACUCCAAGUCCACAACAAAAUGGGUUUAGCAGCUAAAAAGUUGGAUUUUGCAUGAUAUGUCCCCUUUAAAUUAGAUUUAUUCUUCAGUUCAAGAUAAAAAUAGCAGGAAAUAAAACUGCACAAAUACAUUACCCCUAUUUAAAACCCAAGAGAAAAGAGUGAAAAUGAUCUGUUUUGAUGGGAUGAUUCAUAGUUUAAUAGAGGUGAAUUAUGUUCCAACCACUCCUUGCACUUCCAACCUGAGACUCGCCUUUAUUUGAUUACAGCGCGAGGAGGUUAAGUAAUAUUAUUUUGCAGCACAAAAGGUGCUUUUUGUUUGCGCGCCACUCGUUUCACACAUCUGCGCACUAUUAUGAAGUGAGGGAGCUUCGGUGCGAACGGAGAGGUAAGGUCGCGUCACUAAUUUGCAGAGGAGAUGAGGAAAGUGAACCUUGCUUUUAAACAGGACACCGGAGCUCCUCACCUACCUGAGACACUGCAGAUUGCUUUUCCUGGAGGGCGGAGGAGAGGGUCUGCCACGUGCACACAUACACAGAUGACACAGAUUUACAGAAAUCUCAUCUUCCAACUCUCUCGCAGCACAUUAUCAUUUAUAAUUCAGGCUCUUCUCGUCGAUUCAAGAGGAUCUAAGUUUCACUGAAUUUACACAGGAAGUUGCUAACGUGCCAGUCCAGUUCUCAACCUCAACUCUAAGCUGCURUUUGUGCAACACUUGAAGGAAGCCCCCCUGACAGAUCAGGCGGUCUGCAUACAGGAAGAACUAGGGCUGCACAAUAGAUCAACAAUAUAUCAUCAUCGCAAAAACAGCCUGUGCAAUAGGCAUAUCGCAAAAAACUGCAUCAACUGCAAUAAAUGUUUAACUCUGUUUACAUUAAUGCAUUUUGUCAGCAUCAGUCUGAGAAAUAAAGUUGACACCAUCAAAUCAGAACCACUUGUUGGACAACUGCACAGAAAGAAUUUGCGGUUGGAUUUUAAUUUGUUAAC